UGGCCCGCCUGCCUGCAGUUUCCAGUUUAGAAAGACUUCUUGGAAAGGCGUCUGGAGGGGACGGGAGAAAGGAACCCGCUGGCUUUCCCCUCUCUUCCGUGCUGCUAAUUAACUUGGAAAGAAGGCGUUUCCCGCACUUGAGCGUUCUCCCUUGGCAGCAGGAACCUUCCUCGGAGCAUGUGAGGGUUUACUUGUGAGUAAAGACGCCUGAGGUCGGAUUGCAACGCUGCUUUGCUUCUUCUCUGCACCUUGAGUUCAUUGGAUCUUGUGAAUUGCUGGGAAUUUGGAAGGAGACUCUGAGGAAGAAAGAAGGGGUGAGAGGUAGAGGCGGAAUCCAAAAGGGAUGGAAACCGAACUAGCUCCACCUUGCAUCGUUCAGCAGACCCACUGCCCACAAAUGCAGGAUCCUACUCCGGCAGAGGUCUUUCCCCCGCCUGUGCAGGUUCCCAAAAAAAUACCACCAAUCAAGCCUUGCUUUAAGAAGAAGCCACAAGUGCAAAAGAGACUGGAUACGGAAGCGCUGCGCGCUUUACGGCCCAUCUUUACUAGUUUGCUUGGUGCUGGCACCUUGGAUGGAAUCUUUGUGCCCAGGGGACAGAGCCGUGGCCAUAGUAACUUGUGCGAACCUGUUGUGAAAAAAAAUCUGGCGGCGCCCGUUCCAUGCCCGCAACCAGACAACAAUGGACCAGUGCUGGUGGCAGGAGCCUCGAGCGUCCAGGGACAGAUAUCCGAUAGCCAUCCUGAGCAGGAGGCCCAGCCUGGUGAACAGGGCUUCCCCUCUGUUACCUCUCCUAACGAGCCAUUCCAGGACCGCUCCUUGCAUGCUGCCUCCAGUGAUGCUGCUGCCUUUCUUUCAUGCCCUGACAAGAUACUUGAAGGUUACCCUCCUGCUGCAGUGCUCCAGGACAACAAUAGCAGCACCUGCCUAGUCCAGAGUAACACAAACCCAAGUGAUAUGUUUGGGACUGGCCUUUUCCAGAACAAAAGUGAGGAGGCUUCGCUUGAUCUUGUGUUUGAACUGCUGAACCAGCUGCAGUAUCACACUCACCAGAAGGACGGGAUUGACAUCUGUGUGGAUUUCCUGCAAGGCAUGUGCCUCUAUGGAAGCGAUUGCCCCAAGCAUCACACUGUUUUGCCCUAUCAUUGGCAGGUCAGGAGGACUGCGACCCAAAUGUGGCAGAGCGUGACUACUGACUCACAAGAGCAUCUGGAACGACUGUAUUGCAAUCCUGACAAUGACAAGGUCAAAAUAAGAUACCGGGGUCAUGAGUAUUUAGUAGACUUGAACACGCUGACGUUUUACGAUACAACAGAAUUUGACCAGUUAAGAAGGCUGUCGACACCUUUGUGUACAAGUGCCAAUUCCAACUACUACACCAUUUGGAAAUAUUUCUGCAGGGAUUACUUCGGCUGGAGGGAAUAUUCAGAGCCUGUUGUACGAUUGAUAGAAGAAGCUAACUGCCGAGGGCUUACAGAGGUUCGGUUUGUUACGUGGCACAACCGCUACAUUUUGAACAUUAAAGAUGGCUUCCAGCAAAAUGCAAGUGUUCGAAGAGAAAUCAAGAAAAGACCUCUUUUCCGUUCCUCUGUGAUCCUCAUGCCGUACUUGCAGACUCUGGGUGGCAGCCCAAUGAUAACACCAAUAGCCGAGUGCAUCUCUUCCCAUGUCGUAUCCCCAGCUGCUGUUACCUCUGCAAACUUCUAUCCUGAAACUUGGAUUAACAUGGAUCCAUCUCAGGACUUCAUUCAAGUGCCUGUUUCAAAAGAAGACAAAAGCUACAGAACCAUUUAUAAUCUUUUUCAUAAGACUGUGCCAGAGACCAAAUACAGAAUUUCAAAAAUAUUGCGAGUUCAGAACCAGUUUCUAUGGGAGAAAUACAAGAGAAAAAAGGAAUACAUGUCUAAAAAAAUGACGGGACUUGACAGGAUCAUGAACGAGAGACAUUUAUUCCAUGGGACGUCCCAGGAUGUGGUUGAUGGUAUUUGUAAGCACAAUUUUGACCCCCGGGUGUGUGGGAAGCAUGCCACCAUGUUUGGGCAAGGCAGUUACUUUGCCCGGAAAGCAAGCUACUCACAUAACUUCUCCAAGCGGUCGCCCAAAGGGAUUCAUUACAUGUUUCUGGCAAAAGUCCUGACAGGAAGAUACACCGUAGGCAAUCACACAAUGAGGAGACCUCCACCUGUCAAUCCUGCCAGCAUCACCAGUGACCUGUAUGACUCUUGCGUGGACAACUUUUUUGAGCCUCAGAUCUUUGUCAUUUUUAAUGACGACCAGAGCUACCCCUAUUUUGUUAUCCAGUAUGAAGAAGUUAGUAACACUGUCGUGAUCUGAAAAAGAAUAUAUAUAAUAUAUAUAUUUCAUGUUGAUAAGUUAUUGUUGUAACAAACUUUAACCUAGUAUUUGUAGAAUGGACCCCUUUUGUUGGGGACAGAAAAGGAAAACAGUGGUGGAGCUUUUAAUAGGUAAAGGUUUGAGCAGGGAUAGGGUGGGGAAAAUAAACAUUUUUUAAAAACUCUUGACAAGACCAAUUGUGCACUUGCUCUUUUCUGUGCAAACUGUAAAUAUUUUUCCAUUGUUUAUAGUCGAGAUAAAAAAACCUGUG
Messenger RNA from Pogona vitticeps (central bearded dragon), 2603 nucleotides. It is a transcript of the gene TIPARP, whose product is annotated as TCDD inducible poly(ADP-ribose) polymerase. The record is from RefSeq and is a predicted model, not a curated record. Gene Ontology annotation, cellular component: nucleus. Lineage: Eukaryota; Metazoa; Chordata; Lepidosauria; Squamata; Agamidae. Gene Ontology annotation, molecular function: NAD+ poly-ADP-ribosyltransferase activity; metal ion binding.